This is a messenger RNA of Herpailurus yagouaroundi (jaguarundi), 1050 nucleotides long. Its product is annotated as bcl-2-binding component 3, isoforms 1/2-like. Lineage: Eukaryota; Metazoa; Chordata; Mammalia; Carnivora; Felidae. Gene Ontology annotation, cellular component: mitochondrion. The annotation marks the transcript as partial. The transcript is spliced from 2 exons. The record is from RefSeq and is a predicted model, not a curated record. Gene Ontology annotation, biological process: intrinsic apoptotic signaling pathway in response to endoplasmic reticulum stress; execution phase of apoptosis; release of cytochrome c from mitochondria.
ACACACACACACACACACACACACACCUGACAGACCCCUCCAUCUGGGUCCCGCGUGAGUCCUUGGACUUGCUGUGCCUCCAUCCUGUACCUCCUUGUCCCUCAUGUGUGCCCAUCACCAUGUGCGGGGGAGGCUGUCCCCACCGGCCAGGUGCCCUGCAUCAGACCCUCGGUGGGUGUGUGUCUUGUGGGGCCAUCACGCACACCUACAGUCCCCCAUCCGGGGCCCUGUGUUCUGUGGGAGCCAUCCCUGGGCUUCCCUGGCCCCCCCAAGUGUGCUGAUGGCCGCGUGCAGGAGAGGGGGUGGCCCGUGUCCCCCAGGUAGGGUGUGUGUAUUGUGGGGCCCUGGUGCCCUCUGCACUUCCCCGCUGACCGCACCCCUCUCCCCCUGUCCUGCAGGCCCCAGGGAGCGCCAUGGCCCGAGCACGCCAGGAGGGCAGCUCCCCGGAGCCCGUAGAGGGCCUGGCCCGCGACGGCCCGCGCCCCUUUCCCCUCAGCCGCCUGGUGCCCUCGGCCGUGUCCUGCGGCCUCUGCGAGCCCGGCCUGCCCGCCGCCCCCGCCGCCCCCGCCCUGCUGCCCGCCGCCUACCUCUGCGCCCCCACCGCCCCGCCCGCCGUCACCGCCGCCCUGGGGGGCCCCCGCUGGCCUGGGGGUCCCCGCAGCCGGCCCCGAGGUCCGCGCCCCGACGGUCCUCAGCCCUCACUCUCGCCGGCAGAGCAGCACCUGGAGUCGCCGGUGCCCAGCGCCCCGGGGGCCCUGGCGGGCGGCCCCACCCAGGCAGCCCCGGGAGUCCGGGGGGAGGAGGAGCAGUGGGCCCGGGAGAUCGGGGCCCAGCUGCGGCGGAUGGCGGACGACCUCAACGCGCUGUACGAGCGGCGGGUGAGUGCUGGGGGAGGGGUAGACGGCAGGUGGGACUUCCCGCCCGGGAGGGGGCUGCGGGCCGCCCCGCCAGAUGUGCGGCAGCUGCCGCCCGGCGCGGCGGGGUCGCGCCGGGGACAGGCAGGUGGGAGGGGCGGCGGGCCCGCGGACCUGCCGAAGGGCCCGCGCCGCG